Amyelois transitella is the source of this 1066-nucleotide messenger RNA. Its product is annotated as alpha-tocopherol transfer protein-like. The record is from RefSeq and is a predicted model, not a curated record. Lineage: Eukaryota; Metazoa; Arthropoda; Insecta; Lepidoptera; Pyralidae. Gene Ontology annotation, molecular function: phosphatidylinositol bisphosphate binding. Gene Ontology annotation, cellular component: membrane. Bases 3 to 902 code for a protein of 299 amino acids. The transcript has 6 exons.
AAAUGUCUGUGAAACAAUUCCCUGUGCAAAAAGAGUAUGAGAAAAAUUCGCAUAUUGACCCAAAAGAUAUUAAAUUGAUCCAGACAUGGCUGGUUCAACAACCUCAUCUUCCACAAAAUAUCACUGAUUUGGAGGUAAUUUUGGCGUACCAUUCUUGUGAAAGUAACAUUGAGUUGACAAAACGGGUUAUUGACCUCAACUAUACGCUGAGAACAAUGUUCUCUUUCUAUUCUAAUAGAGACAUAAACAAGUCCUUGGAAGUAGCUAUGAAUACGUGGUUGAUAACUCCCUUAAGCACUCCCACACCAAAGGGACAUCGAGCUAUUUAUUGUCAAUUGCUAGAUGAAGAUCCAAACAAGUCUGUUUAUAAGGAUGCGGUGAGAGCAUUUAUGAUGGUGAUGGAUUUAUGGCAAUUCGAAGAAGGUACAGCCCCGGGGACGGUCUUUAUAGUGAAUAUGGACAGAGUAUCUCUGGCCCACCUUACGAAUGUUGAUGUCAAUGUAGCACAAGAAUUUUUCUAUUUUGUACAGGAGGCCAUGUUCAUCAAUCUUAAAGAGUUCCAUUUUAUCAAUGCUCCAUCUUAUAUUGACAAACUGUUAAAUUUGAUAAAGCCUCUAAUGAAGAUGGAUACAUUUAACUUACUUAAAGUUCAUACAGUAGGUUCUCAAACUUUGGAAGAAUAUGUGCCAUUAGAUGCUUUGCCUAAAGAAGCGGGGGGCAAUAAUAAAGAUAGUUAUGAACUAAGAGAUGCUAUUUGGAAUAAAAUAAGGUUGAAUAAAGAGUUUUUCGAAGCGGAAUCGUUAAAACGAGUGGACGAAUCUAAACGACCUGAUGGACCGAAGACCAUCAGCUCUAUAUUUCCUAGUGUAGAGGGCAGUUUCAAAAAGCUUAACAUUGAUUAAUUUAUUUGCAUAAACAUUUUUAUUUGUAAAAACGUAAUAUUAAAUUUUUCAUUCUUGUUCUUCCUUUUGACGUCAAUCACGGUCAGUUAAACACACCCUUACCUUUCUGGAGAGGAAACGGCGUGCGUUUUGACCAUGAGCUUGUAUUAGGUUAUUCAGGCUUU